UAGCGAGCCACAGCUGAAUGAAACACGCCAUCCACCGCUCUACACUUGACAUAUCGAAAUACAUCUUUUGUGCUUUAAAGUAAAUAGUAGCUGGUAUUUUAUAUGAGAUGUGAUAUUAGAAGUAAGGCGGGAAUGUGGUUUAUUCGCAAUGGGAAAUGUUUUCGGCAGGCAGGGACGAGUCACCAGUCGAGUGACAGAUCAGGACAGGGCGAUAUUGCAACUGAAACAGCAGAGAGAUAAACUGAAACAAUAUAAGAAGAAAAUCACAUUACAGCUGGAGAAAGAGAGAUGUCUGGCCAAACAGCUCCUGAAGGAUGGCAAGAAGGAACGAGCUCUUCUGCUGCUCAAAAAGAAACGCUACCAAGAUCAGCUGCUGGACAAGACGGACGUCCAGAUAUCCAACCUGGAGCGCAUGGUUCGAGAUAUUGAAUUUGCUCAGAUUGAAAUAAAGGUCAUUGAGGGUUUAAAGGCUGGGAAUGACUGUCUCAAGCAAAUGCACGAGGUCAUGUCUAUUGAGGAGGUGGAGAGAAUACUGGAGGAGACGCAGGAGGCCAUUGAGUAUCAGAAGCAAAUUGAUGAACUGCUGGCAGGUUCUUUGACACCGGAGGAUGAGGAUGCUGUGUUAGCAGAGCUGGAGGCCAUCAUUCAGGGAGAAGACAUCACACUUCCAGAAUUACCCACAGAUCCAUUGCCAGCGGUGCCUAAGGGGGAGACAGAAAGAAAAGAGGCACAAAUCAAGCCGGAGCGAGAGAUGCUGGCAGCGUAGUGUUCGAUCCUACAACCUGGCUCAUCACUCUGUUUUGAAUGAAAGGAAGAGCUAGGGGAAUAUAAUUGGCAGAAAAGAAGGCUUUCAUAGGAUAUUUAAUAGGCAUGCAUCAGAAUCAGUGUUCACAUGGUUAUGGAAAACUUAGAAAUGUCAGGGAAUUUUACAU
Messenger RNA from Sinocyclocheilus rhinocerous, 932 nucleotides. RefSeq names its product charged multivesicular body protein 6-like. NCBI's taxonomy places the organism in Eukaryota, Metazoa, Chordata, Actinopteri, Cypriniformes, Cyprinidae. The transcript is spliced from 8 exons. Bases 149 to 766 code for a protein of 205 amino acids. Gene Ontology annotation, biological process: vesicle budding from membrane; late endosome to vacuole transport via multivesicular body sorting pathway. The record is from RefSeq and is a predicted model, not a curated record. Gene Ontology annotation, cellular component: multivesicular body; ESCRT III complex.